AUGCACGAGAUCUGUAUUGAGACAAAACAGCGGGGAUCGCGGCUCUGGGUCGAUGCCGAGCAACAAAUUCUCCAGAUUGGUCUUGAUGAUUGGGUGAUUGAAUUAAUGAGGCAGUACAACCAAGAUGGAAAGGCGCUCAUUUACAAUACAAUCCAGGCCUAUCUGAAAGCAGCAAGAUACAAUGCUGCUCGCCACAUCAUACUGGCUGCGAAAGAAGGGUGGACGCUAGGUGUCAAGCUCGUCCGAGGGGCCUACAUCGAGCAUGAUGUUCGUUCACUGAUCCACGAUACUAAGGACGAGACCGACCGCUCGUACGACGAUAUUGUCGAAAUGAUGAUUUCCCGCAAGCUCCCCAAGACAGAGGAGUGUGAAAAGCUCACUUUCCCCGCUGCUGCCCUCUUCCUAGCCACACAUAACCAUGCUAGUGUUGCAAAGGCGGUGGAAAUGUACCUUCUCAGGCUCAACGAGGGUCGGUCGACGACGAGUCUGGAUUGUGGCCAAAUCUAUGCCAUGUUCGAGGCGAGGAUUGCAGAACCCGGCGGGGAGACGUGA
Molecule: messenger RNA, 552 nt
Organism: Diaporthe amygdali
Lineage: Eukaryota; Fungi; Ascomycota; Sordariomycetes; Diaporthales; Diaporthaceae
Exons: 2
Coding region: 1-552 (183 amino acids)
Cellular component (GO): mitochondrion
Molecular function (GO): proline dehydrogenase activity; FAD binding
Source: RefSeq, a predicted model, not a curated record